AUGCCCUCCUUUGCCAUCCGGCAAGAGAUUCAGAUGCGCUUCAACGUCGACCGCAGGCACAUAUACGACUGGUUCCAUAGCAAGGGUCUCCGCGUCACCAAAGAGGACAAGCGUGCCACUGUCGAGCAAAAGACGGAUGCGAUGCGCAUGCAUGUGAGCUCUUCCAAAACGUAA
Molecule: messenger RNA, 174 nt
Organism: Dichomitus squalens LYAD-421 SS1
Lineage: Eukaryota; Fungi; Basidiomycota; Agaricomycetes; Polyporales; Polyporaceae
Exons: 1
Coding region: 1-174 (57 amino acids)
Source: RefSeq, a predicted model, not a curated record